AUGGCACCGGAAAUCGACACUCCCGCCUGGAAGGCCAGUAUUUUAGAAGGCAUUACGGCUUUCCCCCAUGUCUAUACCAUUGUCACCUGCGCCGACACUACCCACGAUCUCUCCCCGGUUUUUGAAGCCGACAAAGAUGCAUACUACGCCAGACAGGUACAGGAGUACUGCGAGCACAUCCAGUUAUCCCUCCACGCCAAAGCUAGCGCUCUCCAUGAGGAAGUUCAGACCCUCCGUGACGAGAAUCGCGACUUGAAGAAGGAGGUUGCUACACUCGACAAGGUGAUCGACCGAGUCGGCGCUCCUAAGCAUACCACCGGCCAGCUUCCCCAUCGCCAGACCCGAGACCAUCCCACGUUUAAUGCCACCGAGAAAGAUAUCGAGAAGCGACAAGAGGAGUAUGUCGGCUGGCGCUCCAAAGCUAUGCGCAACUUAGCCGUGGAUAAGACCAUCUACAACACUGAGUUCCGUCGUUUGCAAUACAUUGGCAGUAUGCUUGAUGGCAGCGCCUACACGCUUGUCCGCCAGAGCCUAGAUGUGAUUACAAUGAACCCCGACGAAACAGGACUAUGGGAAUGGAAGACCGCCGACGACCUCAUUGAGUUCCUUAACAGCCAAUACGAAACCAUCGACCUCGAUCGCACUGCCAGCCGCAACUUCGACAACUAUUUCAUGACAAAUAAGCCCUUUGAGAAUUUUAUCGCCGAGUUCAAUAAGCUUGCAACCCUCGCUGGCAAGACUGAUAAGCAGAAGGUUGAAGCCCUCCAACUCAAGGUAUCCAACGAGGUCAUCGACGAGGUCAUGCACCGUAGCGGCAAACCUGGGAAUGACGACUGGCCUGGAUGGAGAAAGCUGUGCCAGGACGUCUACAACGACCUUGAGCAGAGUAAACACAUCAGGAGGAUGCGUAGCCGACGUGAACCUGGCCCUCGCAGUGCCUCCGACAACCCCCGUCCAAACAACCCGCCGGCCCCAGCCGCGCCAAUCGCCGACGCGGGCGAGCUCAUGCAACUUAGUGCGUCCUCGACCUCCGAAGCUCGCCGACGCGAGCGCCAGGAAAGGGGCCUCUGUUACUACUGUGGCGGAACCCACAGGAUCCGCGACUGUCAGGAGAAAAAGGACAACGAUGCCAAGUACAGCCUUCAGAAUAACACGCCACGCAGUGAUGCCGCUCGUGGUCGUGGCCACGGCCGUGGCAGCUACUACUCCCCUCGUCCCUCGCCCCAGGUCCCGAACGCAACAUACCAACCCCAACCCCAGCCCCAGUACCGACAACUCCAAGGCUUCCCACCGACCCAGCAACACUACGUGCAACCCCCUUACCUUAGUCCUACCUUCAACCGCCUUCACUCCAUGGAUCAAGGCUUUAUCGACUUAGUCGAUAGUGGAUGCUCCGCGCGGGCAUUCGCCGACCGCGGCUUUAUUCGCGCUAAUAAGAUCCAAACCGAGAAGCUGCCAAAGCCACGCACCCUGAUCCUCGCCGAUGGGAAGGUCGCUGACCAUAUUACCCACUACGUCAUUCUUCCCGUGAGUAUGGGGAACCACAUCGAACCCUGCGUCUUCUUUAUUACCACGCUAUCCCCAGACACUCCGCUUAUUUUUGGACUCCCCUGGCUCCAACGUCACAACCCCACAAUCGACUGGGCGAGAAUGACUCUACUUUUCCAGUCACAGUAUUGCCUUACUCGCUGCUGUUCUACACCAUGUUUCGCACCGACAGUACCCAGUCCCAGGCCCAGGCCGCACGAUAUUGCGCCACCUACCGAGUCCCAGCCCCCCCGCCAGCGGGACCAGGCCUACAUCGAGGACACUGAAGAUGAAGGUUACGGGAGUGGUGAUUCUAUACGAACCUCUUCUUCCUACCGGCCGCCUUCUAUUGAAGACAGCGACGACGAAGAGCCUCACCCCGAGGGAAGUGUGGAACUAGAUAUCCCUCAGACCCUCACUCCCGGCCAAGAUCACUACCGCACUUUUCGACCGAACCGCCCCCGUUUUCCGCUGGAGCCUGAGACCCGGGCCCGGAUGAUCCCCGACAGGCCACAGUUAAAGCCAGCACCUGUCACCCUGAAGGCAGGCAGACGGCGCCCAGUACACCAGGAACAUCAUGCUCCGCCAAUGCCGCAGCUCAGUGUGCCAAUUCCACCCACGCCGAAUGGGGCGUGUCCGCCUGAUCCAUAUGACCGGCCUGAUCUGUCUGAUAUCAAGAUGUCAGCCGCCACCAACUUUCUCCAGUUCUGCAAAGGCGGCGCGACCCAGUGUAUGAAGAUUACAUGGCCUGAACUAGACGCCAUCCAGACGGAAACCCCCUUACUAAAACUCCCCGACUUGCCAGAGAGCGUGUUCCACAAUAUCCUCGAAAAACGCGGCGACCACGCAGCCAUCUCCCAACUAUUCCCUAGUGCGUUCCACGAUUUCCUUGAUGACUGCUACAGUCAGGAACACCUGCGACGCGUGACGGACGCCGACGUCGACAAGUUCUUGAAAGGGAAACCGGACCUCUCCCACGAAGACAUUAAAGCAAGGCUUCCUGAGUGGCUUCAAGAUAAAAUAACUGGGUUCCUGCCCCAUCUAGCGAAUGAAUUACCUCCACGACGCGGUUGGGAUCAUAGAAUCGAACUUACCCCUGGCAGGGAGCCCCCAUAUCAGAAGAACCGCCCGUUAUCCCCUAGAGAGCUCCUUGUUGUUCGGAAGUGGCUUGAUGAUAACCUAUCUAAGGGAUUCAUCCGUGAGUCGCGCGCCCGAUGUGCAGCGCCCCUUCUCCUGGCCGCGAAACCUGGUGGUGGUGUACGUAUCUGUCAGGACUACCGCGGACUCAACUCGGUCACAAUCAAGAACAGAUACCCGCUGCCACUGAUCCGCGAAACCUUAGACGCUCUCUGCCACGCCAAGUACUAUACAAAGCUGGAUGUUAUCGCUGCCUUCAACAAGCUACGCAUUGCCGAGGGGCACGAGUGGAAAACCGCAUUCAUCACACGCUUUGGCCUUUUCGAAUCAUUGGUCAUGCCCUUCGGUCUCUGUAACGCCCCCGCUUCGUUCCAACACUAUAUCAACCAUACUCUGUACGACCUGCUCGAUAAGACCUGUACGGCCUAUCUCGACGAUGUUUUAGUCUAUUCACAAACGCGCAAAGAACACCGCCAACACGUCCGCGAAGUUAUAGACCGCCUGAUAGAAGCGGGCUUGCAAAUCGAUAUUAACAAAUGCGAGUUUGAAACAACAAAAACCAAGUACCUUGGACUCAUCAUAGCUAGUGAUGGAAUCCAGAUGGACCCAGACAAAGUGGCGACGGUUACUGGGUGGGAAAAGCCCGCCAACGUGCGCGAACUCCAACGCUUCCUCGGAUUCGCAAACUUCUACCGCCGCUUCAUCCGGGAUUUCUCCUCAAUCUGCCGGCCUCUGAACGAUCUCCUACGGAAAGAGUCAGCCUGGUGCUGGACCGAACGGCAGCAGCACGCCUUCAUGCAACUAAAGACCGCGUUCACCACAGGUCCUGCCCUUGCCUUCUUUGACUACAACCGUAAAACUGUCCUGGAAACAGAUGCUUCCGAUUGGGCCUCUGGUGGAGUACUGUCUCAGUAUGACGACGAUGGCAGUCUACGACCUGUUGCGUACUUCUCUUCUAAGCACUCCGCAGCCGAAUGCAAUUACGAGAUCUAUGAUAAGGAACUACUCGCUAUCAUCAAAGCCCUAGAAGAAUGGCGACCGGAGCUCCAAGGGAACGCGUCGGAGUUCGAGAUCAUGACAGACCAUAAGAACCUCGAGUACUUCACAACAACCAAGGUUCUGAAUCAGCGUCAGGUUCGCUGGUCCGAGUUCCUCUCCCAGUUCAACUUUCGCAUCAUCUACCGCCCAGGGUCCAAAGCCGUUCGACCAGACGCUCUUAGCCGACGAUCCCAGGAUGUGCCGUCCAAAUCUGACGUUGAGGACGAUCGCCUGAAACAGCGAAGGAAGACCCUGCUACCCCGGAACAGGUUCGACCCGUCCGCUCUCGCAGACUUACUCGGCGACAUUGAUGACACGACUCCCAUGGCAGCGGCGCCCGUGACCACCCUUACCCCGGAUCUGGAGAGACCUAUUGACGACAUUAUUGACCAGGCAUACAACAACUCUGACCUCGCCCAGACUAUGCUGACAGCACUACGAGACCCCAACGUCAAAUGUUGGCCUAAAUCGGUUCGCAGAGAGAUACGAAUAGCCAUGCAGGACUGCAAAGUCCGGGGUAACCGGAUUUACUACCGGGACCGCCUGUUUCUACCCCCCACCGACGAAGCCAAGAUCCAAAUCAUUUACAGAACGCACUCAUCGGGACCAGGAGGGCAUCCUGGCCGUGUCAAAACACUCGACUUAAUCACGCGGACGUAUUGGUGGCCACGAAUGUCAAAAGAUGUCGAGAUCUUCGUAAAAGGAUGCGACCUCUGUGUGCGCACGAAGACAUCUCGUUCUGCCCCGCCUGGAUUCUUACAACCGCUUCCCGUCCCGUUUCGUGCCUGGUCGGAUAUCUCCGUUGAUUAUAUCACGCCCCUGCCCGACUGCAAGCGCUUUCAGUCCAUUUAUAAACAUAUCCUGGUAAUUGUGUGCCGUCUGACUAAGAUGCGUCACUUUGUGGCCACGCGAACCCUUAACGUUGAUGAGCUUGCCGACGCGUUCGUGAGCAGAGUUUAUGCGCUACACGGAGCCCCAGACAACAUUGUCUCCGACCGUGGCCCUCAGUUUGUAUCCGAAUUCUGGAGACAGCUAUCCAGACGACUUGGUAUUUCCCUGAAGCAUUCUUCGGCCUACCACCCCGAGACGGACGGUCAGACAGAGCGCAUGAACUCAGGGGUAGAGCAGUACCUCCGCGCGUUUAUGAGCUUCCACCAAAACGAUUGGGUGGACUGGCUUCCGCUGGCUGAGUUUGCCGCGAAUAAUGCCACGUCAGACACAACUGGCGUCUCGCCGUUCUUCGCAAACUAUGGCUUUCAUCCGCGCCUUGGCAUAGAACCCGCAGAUCCAUGCCCGCCGAACCUCUCCAUGGCACAGAGGAGAGGGUUUUAUAAGGCUAACACUGUUGCCGAGCGUUUCGAACGGAUCCUCGACCAGCUCCGCGCCCUAGCCCAGCAGUCCAUUGACAGAUAUGAGCGUAAUGCCAAUGAGUCCCGCACGGAGUCCCCUAUAUACCAUGUCGGUCAAGAGGUAUGGUUGAGUACCAAAUACCUUAAGACCAACCGACCAAUGAAGAAAGGGGAUGAUAAGUGGACGGGUCCUUAUGAGAUCCUUAGUGUGUAUCCACGCGCAUGUCGCCUCGAACUCCCCGACCGCAUCCGCAUAUUUCCCGUGUUCCACAACUCACUGUUGCGACCAGUCUCUACAGACGAAGACGGGAACCGCAUAGGGCUCCCUGGCCAGAGUGAGAUUAAUGAAAAUGAGUCCCGGAACAUCCGCGGCCGCAUCCUCGAGCGGGACGACGAAACGGAAGAGGUGGUAGAGAAAUGGUUAUUUGAUUCGAUCCUUGACUGCCGUAAUAAGGACGGUUUACAGUACCUCGUCAAGUGGAAAUAUCAUGCCCCAAGCUGGCAACCAGCAUCAGAUCUGAAGGGACAGGACGACACACUCCUAGAAUUCCACCGCGAGCACCCUGACAAGCCCGGCCCCGCUACCUGGGUGAAGAAACCCCCAGCUCAACCAAGACGAAGUCUCCGCCUACGACGAGUACCACUUCCAACGGUGAAAGGAGUAUCCUUCGCAGCGACACAACUGGUGAAGCAGAUUGGGGUCCAUUUUCGGUAG
Molecule: messenger RNA, 5766 nt
Organism: Metarhizium brunneum ARSEF 3297
Lineage: Eukaryota; Fungi; Ascomycota; Sordariomycetes; Hypocreales; Clavicipitaceae
Source: RefSeq, a predicted model, not a curated record